Salvia miltiorrhiza (redroot sage) is the source of this 677-nucleotide messenger RNA. RefSeq lists its product as uncharacterized. NCBI's taxonomy places the organism in Eukaryota, Viridiplantae, Streptophyta, Magnoliopsida, Lamiales, Lamiaceae. The coding region runs from base 204 to 530 and encodes 108 amino acids. The record is from RefSeq and is a predicted model, not a curated record. The transcript has a single exon.
CAAUAUUUCCACUUUAUUUUAUUUCCUUUGAUGUAUGAGAAUUUAAAUUAGUGCUACAAGAAUCAUAUUCCCACAUAUCUUUACCACAUAAAGAGAAGGCAAAGCUCCUCCAAUCUCUCUUUUACUUAUUCUUAUCUCAUCUCUCUAAACUCCAACACCUUGUUUUAGAAGCUCUCAUCUCCUAAAAAUGCCAAUCCCUUUGAAUGGAGCAAGGAGCAAUGAGGAGGUUUUCUGCUCAUGACAAGAGGGCUUUGGCCAUAGGCUUAGCCAUUCUUGCUAUACUUUCGCCUCUCUACGUUAAUCAUAGAUCGAUCUCUGAGGAGGAGCUCGAGGAAGAGCCGUUGCACUUGUCGUCGUACUUGCCCCUUCUGCAGCUAUUGUUGAUGAUGGCCAUAGCUAUCUCGAGUUUCAUGGAGCGCGGCUUCACCGGGCUCGAUCCUUAUUGGAUUCAUCGGGCGGGUGGCUCUUCGAUCGGGAUCAUCUUCAUCUUGAUCAUCCUUACCUUCGUGCUCAAGUGGAAGACCUACUAGAUUGUGGAGUUGUUGUGGAUUUAGAUUGUGAAAGUGAAAGCUUUUUAUAAUCCAUUUUUAAUUUGCAAAGUGAAAUGUAUUCAUGUAGUGUUUUGUUUUAGAUUUUUGUUAUGUCUUAUUACAUGGCACUAAUUGUGUUUUGUUUUA